GGGGCCAGGAGGGGAGGUUGGCAACUGGGGCUGAAGACCCUAAUAUUAAGCGUCUGGGGCCAGAUCUGUCAACACACACAUCGCCAGUCAGACUCUGCCCCCUUCCCCAGAGAACGGGAGGCCUUCGAGGGUCAGUUUUCUAGCCUGUAGCUGAGCACCCCAUAUUCCCUCCAGGCUCAUGACGUAUGGGGUAAAGCCAUCAUGGCAGGGAAUGUACAGCAGGGUCCCUUUUUCAGAUGGGAGGGGAGCAGACUCAGAGGGUGCUGACUCUGGAGGCCCCAAUUCAGGGGUCCUUGGGGACUGGGGCAGUAUCCAGCACCUCUGCUGCUGGUUCAAGUGAUCUUGCCAGGCCCUGGUUGGAGUUGGGUGCCCAAGCUGCUGUUCAAGGACAACAGUUUAGUGAAGAUUUUAACAAGGUGAACAUCUUAAGGAAAGUACCAGUUCUGAAAGAUGGAGACUUUACUUUAGAAGAGAGCACCGCCAUCCUCCUUUACCUGACCCGGAAGUACAACACACCCAGCCACUGGUACCCACCAGAUAUGAAGAAGCGGGGCCGCGUUGAUGAGUUCCUGGCUUGGCAGCAAAGCACCAUCCAUGUCAGCUGCUCCAAGAUCUUCUGGCUCAAGGUAGUGAUCCCCAUGUUCAUAAAUCAGCAACUGCCUCCUGAGAAGCUCCACGAUGUCACAGAGGACCUAACCACCAACCUGCAGAAGCUGGAGGAUAAGUUCCUGAGGGACCAACCCUUCCUCAUUGGUACCGAGAUCUCCCUGGCGGACCUGGUGGCCAUCGUGGAGCUCAUGCAGUGCAUGGGAGCCGGCUGGGAAACCUUCGAGGGCCGACCCAAGCUUCAGGAGUGGCGCAAAAGGGUUGAGGUGUUCCUGGGCAAGGAGCUAUUUGCGGAAGCCCACGCACGGAUCCUGAACAAUCAAGAGAUGAGGAACAUGACCAUUGACCCAUCACUCAAAGUCCAACUGAAGCCCUUUCUCUUGAAGAUGAUGAAAUAAAAUGGGCACUACAAGCUC
Molecule: messenger RNA, 1022 nt
Organism: Podarcis raffonei (Aeolian wall lizard)
Lineage: Eukaryota; Metazoa; Chordata; Lepidosauria; Squamata; Lacertidae
Product: glutathione S-transferase theta-1-like
Exons: 5
Coding region: 237-1004 (255 amino acids)
Biological process (GO): glutathione metabolic process
Cellular component (GO): cytoplasm
Molecular function (GO): glutathione transferase activity
Source: RefSeq, a predicted model, not a curated record